AUGAGCUCCAGACGGGAGCUGACGAGGCCGACCUCGUCGAACCUGCGCACCGGCGCCGCGGCUCGCGCGAGCGUGCGCCCGGGAACCCGGACCUCGAACUUGCGGUACCAACACGCCCCAUCCAAGGGCGUAGAGCGCGCCGCCUCACCCGCAGAGUCUGUCGCGUCCGUCGCUACGAACGCGACGAAGCGCAAGGAGCGCGAAUAUGACUUUGAGACGCCGGGCCAGGAGACCAACAUCAACGUUGUCGUCAGAUGCAGAGGCCGCAACGACCGCGAAGUACGCGAGAACAGCGCCGUCGUCGUUCAGGCCGAUGGCGCGAAGGGCAAGAAUGUCGAGCUGAAGCUUGGCCCCAAUGCUCUGAGCAACAAGACAUACAACUUUGACCGCGUCUUCUCUGCCGCGGCCGACCAGACCAUGGUUUUUGACGAUGUCGUCAAACCCAUCUUGGACGAGAUGCUCGCUGGCUUCAACUGCACCAUUUUCGCCUAUGGCCAGACCGGCACCGGCAAGACGUACACAAUGUCCGGAGACAUGACAGAAACCCUAGGCCUCCUCUCCGACGGCGCUGGUAUCAUCCCCAGAGCCCUUCAUGCUCUCUUCAACAAACUCGAAGUCGACGAUACCGAGAGCUGCGUCAAGUGCUCCUUUAUCGAACUUUACAACGAAGAGUUGCGCGAUCUGAUCUCUGUCGAAGAAGGCCCCAAGCUCAAGAUUUUCGACGACACAUCAAGAAGGCACGCGACUACAGUAGUGCAGGGAAUGGAGGAGAGACACAUCAGGAACGCCGGCGAGGGCAUCAAGGUUCUUCAGGAUGGAAGCUUGAAGCGCCAGGUUGCGGCGACCAAGUGCAACGAUCUCAGUAGUCGAAGUCACACCGUCUUCACCGUGACCGCGUACGUCCGAAAGAAGGGCGAGGAUGGUGGCGAGGACUAUGUCAGCGCAGGCAAGCUCAACCUGGUCGAUUUGGCCGGUAGUGAAAACAUUCAACGAUCCGGUGCCGAGAACAAGCGAGCCGCCGAGGCUGGCCUGAUCAACAAGAGUCUUCUGACGCUCGGCCGAGUCAUCAACGCUCUGGUCGACAAGAGCCAACACAUCCCUUACAGAGAGUCGAAGCUCACCCGAUUGCUGCAAGAUUCUCUUGGAGGUCAGACGAAAACAUGCAUCAUCGCCACCAUCUCACCCGCGAAGAGCAACCUGGAGGAAACUAUUUCGACGCUCGACUAUGCCUUUAGAGCGAAGAACAUCCGCAACAAGCCGCAACUUAACGCUAUGAUCAACAAGAGGAUGCUUCUUAGGGACUUUGCGACUGAAAUCGAAAGGCUCAAAAGCGAGCUGAUUACGACUCGACAGCGCAACGGCGUUUACCUCUCCAACGAAUCGUACGAAGAAAUGACGGCCCAGAGCGAAUCGCGACGCAUCGUCAUGGAAGAACAAGCAGCGAAAAUGGAAACUCUCGAGGGCAACCUGAAGAACAAAGUCCAGGAGCUGUUUGCUCUGACGUCUAGCUUCAUGGGGUUGCGAAAGGACCAUGAAGGCACCAAGGCGGAGCUCGACGAGACUCAAGGUGUCCUUGAGCAGACUGAACUCGUCCUCAAGGCGACGAGAAGGAGUCUUGCCGAGGAGACGCACCUCCGCAAGGCUCAUCAGGAAACUGAGGAGAAGCUGGCUGAGGUCGGCGGCGAGCUGAUUGCCACCCUGCAGAAGACAGUGCACGAUGUGGAUGGCCUCCGAGCCAAGAACAAACGGAAGUCGGACCUUCAGUCCAUUAACCGGAGUGCUUGGGGCACUGCGCAAGCUGAAGUGACCGAAGUAACAAAUCUGGUGGAGCAGCGAGUGCAGAGUUUCCAGAGCAAGCAGCGGCAGAGCAUCUCGGGUAUUUCCGAGCGCAUGAACUCUUUUGUCAGUGAGGAGCUCCAGAAGCUGUCCUCGACGCAGAAGCUCCUCGACGAGCAGUUAGAAUCGUUUGCUGCCUCACGCCGAGAGCUUCUGGAGCAGAAGGAGAAGUCCAAGGAUGAGAUGGACGACGUUCUUGAGGAGAUCAAGGUCGUUCGCGACACCGUCAAGCAGCAAGUUGGGGAGAGCCUUCAAGCCAUUGCUGCUGCCGCAGAGCGUAUCGCUGCCGAUGUCCUUAGCGAGCUCGACACUUUCCACAACCAGCUGCACACCUCCUACAGCUCCUUGGGCAAGGAGUUCAAGGGCAUCUUUGAGGAUCUCAUGACGCACAUCACGGAACAGCGAAGUGAGUCUGAUAGACUCAGACAACAGCUCCAGAGCGCAACCGAUACGAUUGUCAAGCAAAACGAGAACAUCUCAGCACAGAUGCAGCAAGUUCUAGACGAGGAGAGGAAGCAGGCGGCCCAGGAUCGACAGAAUCUGUUGGCCCAGAUCACCACUCUCAUCCAUGCCCAGGCGGAAAUUCAGGAGACUAGACUGGCCGAGAAGACCGCACAGCUGCAGAAGAGCGUCUUGGACUCGAAUGUCUCAUUGCAAGGCAACGUGGCUCAGUACUCUGAGGACAUGGAGACCUGGGAUGCCAAAGAGGGGCAACUCCUUGACGACGUGGCCAAGUCCCGUGAUGCGAUGAAGAACAAGUUGAAGGAUGACUGGAGCACCGCCGAGGAACACAGCACUGCCAUCCAAGCAACUACCAAGUCCGUUCACGCCGAGACUGUUCGUGUCGUGGACGAGCAGCUGAAGGACCUCGAUGUACAGAUGGAGGCAUUGGAUGACUUCGUUACUCGUGCUCGUUCCGAGAACGCCUCUCACCACGAGCGACAUGGCGAAUCAAUGCAGGGCUUGUCAUCGACCGUGGAGAAGUCUUUCGAUAACAUUUCGAGCCAUUUCAAGACGACUUUUGAUCGCGUCAAGGACCUGGGCGAAGAGAUGGAGACUGAGACCGAAGAGAUGCAGCAGGGUCUGGACCCGUUGGCUGAGCAGCUGUCGAAGCCGUUGACUGCCCUGCGUGAGGACAUCGAAUCUACGACCAUCCAGGAGUACCGCCCGACGGGAGAGACCCCUAUGAAGGUUCAGUACCAAUACCCGACCGACCUUCCCCGGACCGAGGCCCACGACGCUCUCCUCGCCGAGCUCAGCGACGGAGCCACACCCACCAAGCUGGGAUCUGAAUCGAUGGUCUUCCCGGACCUCGACAACGACAUGCCUCGCUCACCGCUGGCGCGCGCGUCGACUCGUAUGUCGACCCUCAGCAUGAUUUCGGAAAUGCCCCCUUUUAACAUGAGCCUUCGCGAAGUGAACCCCAACACCACCGGCAGCCUCGGCUACGACCCGUCGGUCAGCAUGAUGUCCAUUAACGAGACCACGGCCCCGCUACUCUUUAGCAAGCGCAGCUCGACAAGGCACGUGCCUAAGGGCCGCAAGCAGAGCAGCCUGCUCCCGAUUGAGGGGCGGGAGAACGUCCCGCCCUCGUCAUUUUCGUCGAGUCUGGGACCUCGCAGGAAGAGCCCUAGGUUGAACUAG
Molecule: messenger RNA, 3480 nt
Organism: Colletotrichum spaethianum
Lineage: Eukaryota; Fungi; Ascomycota; Sordariomycetes; Glomerellales; Glomerellaceae
Product: kinesin-like protein bimC
Exons: 4
Coding region: 1-3480 (1159 amino acids)
Biological process (GO): microtubule-based movement; mitotic spindle assembly
Cellular component (GO): nucleus; spindle microtubule
Molecular function (GO): plus-end-directed microtubule motor activity; microtubule binding; ATP binding
Source: RefSeq, a predicted model, not a curated record